UGCUAAUGUAGGACACGGCGUUUCUGGGAUCAGUGCUGUAGCUGUGUUUGUAUUUAUGAAGGACUUUUACUAGAAGUGUUUAUAGGAAUCUGACGCUGUGGAGACAUGGUGGGCUAUGACCCCAGGGCUCAGGUGGCAGCCCUCUCCCCAGAGGAGGCGGCCCUGGCGGGGUCAGCGGCUGGGAUGGUCACCCGGGCCCUCAUCAGCCCCUUUGACGUCCUUAAAAUCAGAUUUCAGCUGCAGAUUGAGCGUGUGUCGUCACAGACGCCUGAAGGGAAAUAUCAGGGAUUAUUUCAGGCAUCUCGCUGCAUUUAUUCAGAGGAGGGACUCUCUGCUUUCUGGAAGGGCCACGUCCCUGCACAGCUCCUCUCCAUCUGCUUCGGAGCUGUCCAGUUUGCCAGUUUUGAGCUUCUGACGGAGAUGGUCCACAAGACGACGGCGUAUGACAGCCAGACGGCAGGAGUUCACUUCAUGUGUGGCGGUUUGGCUGCCUGCUCUGCUACAGUGGUCUGCCAGCCUCUGGACACACUGCGGACACGCUUUGCAGCUCAGGGAGAAACCAGGGUGUACAGGAACCUGCGUCAUGCUGUGUCCACAAUGUGCCGCUCAGAAGGAGCGCUGACGUUUUACCGCGGCCUGUCUCCAACACUGAUGGCGGUGUUUCCGUACGCUGGGCUGCAGUUCUUCUUCUACAACGUCUUUAAGAAACUGUUGGCUCCGCCUCCCAAAGCUGGAAACUCAGGAGGGUACCUGGGAAGCCUGGUCUGCGGCAGCGGAGCUGGAAUGAUCAGCAAAACAAUCACGUACCCCUUCGACCUCUUCAAGAAGAGACUGCAGGUUGGGGGCUUUGAGGCCGCCAGAGUUCACUUCGGACAGGUGCGGAGUUAUAGAGGACUGGUGGACUGCGUGGUUCAAAUCUCCAAAGAGGAGGGCGUCCGCGGCUUCUUCAAAGGCCUCUCUCCCAGCCUUGUGAAGUCCGCACUGUCAACAGGCUUCACCUUUUUUUGGUAUGAAGUUUUCCUCAACGCCAUGCGUAACCUCAAAGAGAGACAGAGAACAAACGACCUCGUCAAAGAGCAACAGGAGAGAUAAUGAAGGAAAAACGAUGACAUCAAUAAUGGACUCACGCCUUCGUCAUUUCUAGCACGCAAACAUUUAUAAUUUGGAUUGAUGUUCUUGAUGGUUUUUAUUGUGUUUACAUAUAAGGAUGGGAAAACAUAACCUCAUUUAAUUUCUCUCGUUUGUGUCGUACAGUUUCAUUUGUUUUUAAAUGUAUUUGAAAUUUCACUCUGACUUUCUGGGUGUUGAAGGGUUAAAACAUUUUACAGUCAAGCUGAACUUUGCACAUUUUGAGCUCUGACUUUUAUUAAUGUGUCAUGACUUUGCCAUCGUUGACGCAUUUGAUUGACAUUUAGUUAUUAAAUUCGAUGGGAAGCAUUGAGCAAAUUUUGCUUUGAUGGUGCUGUCGUGUGUAUUUUGAAAAAAAAAAAACAAAACAUCAAACUUGUGUAAUAUUUAUUUUAUUACGUGCUGUCUGUGGUGGGAAAAACAGCAGAAUAAGCCAAAUGUUUGUCGUGCUGAGCUCUUUAAAGUGGCUGAGCCCACAUGUCUGUACAGUCAGGUCAUUAUUUUUAAAAUAAAAAUUUUUAUAAAUU
Plectropomus leopardus (leopard coralgrouper) is the source of this 1655-nucleotide messenger RNA. It is a transcript of the gene slc25a19, whose product is annotated as solute carrier family 25 member 19. Gene Ontology annotation, biological process: transmembrane transport. Lineage: Eukaryota; Metazoa; Chordata; Actinopteri; Perciformes; Serranidae. The record is from RefSeq and is a predicted model, not a curated record.